Messenger RNA from Pezoporus occidentalis (night parrot), 3599 nucleotides. It is a transcript of the gene JADE1, whose product is annotated as jade family PHD finger 1. Bases 1115 to 3526 code for a protein of 803 amino acids. Lineage: Eukaryota; Metazoa; Chordata; Aves; Psittaciformes; Psittacidae. The record is from RefSeq and is a predicted model, not a curated record. The transcript has 8 exons. Gene Ontology annotation, cellular component: histone acetyltransferase complex. Gene Ontology annotation, biological process: regulation of transcription by RNA polymerase II.
AUACUAGCAGCUGUAUCUACAUUGCCUUGGCUUCUUGAGCUGUAUUCCACAGUGUCUAGCUAGAAAGGUCUCGGUUCUUGGAGAUGAAGAGCAACCUGCCUCAGCUUUUUGAAUGAUCAGAGAGGUCAAGAGUCAGGCUUGCUCUGCCUGUGUGUUAAAAUGUGAAUGUCAGAGAGUAAUUUUUGGCAUUACAUUAGGAUGGAGUGUGAUGACAGAACCUUACAAAUAGCUUCUAUUUUUAAGUCCAGACUUGACCUCACUCAGCAUUUCCAGGAGAGCCCUUGUCUAAUGCUUCUUGUGUUUAGUUCCAAGCCAUAGGUUCCUUUCAAGGAGCAGUUAGACAGACUUAAGGGCUAGGGAAAACACAGCAUUUAUUCUGGUUUUGUGUUAUUUUUUUGGUUGUUUCAUUUACUACCUUAGGAAAUGGUUUGUUGUACAACAUUUCAGCUGUUUUAAGAGCCGUCCAGAUGUGCAUGUAACUAAAUACAUUAAUGUGAGAUUUUCUAGCUCUUAUCCAAGAAACCCUUAUUUUCCUUACCGUGUUUGUUAUGCUUGGAUACUGUUUUCUGUUUCAAAUUAAACAGUGGUAAGGGCAGGAGUGUGCUGCAGCCCAGCUGUCUAUUUCAUGCUUAGUUGGGAUUGGAGCUGGAGAAAGUGGGAAGAACAAGGAUUAUUGCUAUUUAAUUCUACUAGAUCACUUUGAUUAAAGUCCAGGCUGGGCUGUAAGGUGUUACCAAAUGACUCACCAGUGUUGAUGGAGCCAGAACAGCCCGAUCCCUGAUAUACAGCAAAAAAAUCAUGGAUAAUGCUACACUGCUUUUGCUGUCUUUAACCUUGGAGCAGGGGGACUACAGGAAUGUUUAGCACUUCUUGUGUUCUGUGCAGCAGCCUGCAGACCGCUGCACAGCCCCACUAGGUCUGUACAGUGAGGAACUUCACUGACACAUCAGGUAGACCCUCUCCUUCCUUCUUCUUCCAAAGGAAUGGAGGUGGAUGUCCAAGGAGAACUUGAGAUUUUUUCCUUGUGCUGUGCAGUUUAGAACAUGGGAGCAUACUGUUUUCCUGCAGAGCUUGUAGUCUGCUCUACACUGACCUCAACCAGUCCCUAACGUAAAUGCACACACACUGGACAUGUGUGCUCAGAUUGUUGUCUUCUCACUGGUUUCUCCUUCAGGCAUCUCCCAAGGCUGCAGGAUGGCUGGGAGACUGUGGACUUCAGCAGAGGGAAACUGUCCAGGGGAUCCCCACCCUGUUUCUUUCAGGGAGGUGGUUUGGUAGCUGUAUCAGAUUCAGGGUUGUGUCUGAGACGAAAGCCAUCACGUUUACACGACCCAGGAAGUACAUUGUUUCAUCAGGGUCGGAGACUCCGGAGCUGGGCUAUGUUGACCUUCAAACCUUAGCAGACAGCAUGUGUCGCUAUGACCUCAAUGAUGUGGACGUAGCAUGGUUGCAGCUUGCCAAUGAAGAAUUCAGAGAAAUGGGGAUGCCCGAGCUGGAUGAAUACACGAUGGAAAAGAUCCUAGAGGAGUUUGAACUACGAUGCUAUGAGAACAUGAAUCAUGCUAUUGAGACGGAAGAAGGACUUGGGAUUGAAUAUGAUGAAGAUGUUGUCUGUGACGUCUGUCAGUCUCCAGAUGGAGAAGAUGGCAACGAAAUGGUGUUUUGUGACAAAUGCAAUAUUUGUGUGCACCAGGCAUGCUAUGGGAUCCUGAAGGUGCCAGAAGGCAGCUGGUUGUGCAGGACCUGCGCACUUGGCGUUGAGCCCAAGUGUUUGCUGUGUCCUAAGAAGGGUGGAGCCAUGAAGCCAACUCGAAGUGGCACCAAGUGGGUCCACGUUAGUUGUGCUCUAUGGAUUCCAGAGGUGAGCAUUGGAAGCCCAGAAAAAAUGGAGCCCAUUACAAAAGUUUCUCACAUUCCCAGCAGCAGAUGGGCACUGGUGUGCAGCCUUUGCAAUGAAAAAGUUGGAGCUUCUAUACAGUGUUCGGUGAAGAACUGCAGAACAGCCUUUCAUGUUACCUGUGCAUUUGACCGUGGCUUGAAGAUGAAGACUAUCCUGGCAGAGAAUGAUGAGGUGAAGUUUAAGUCAUACUGUCCCAUGCACAGUUCCACCAAGAAAGUGGAUGAGGAGACUUUCAGUGAAAGCCCAGGUCAGGAGAAUGGGAUUGGGAUUCAGGACAGCUCUCUUCCCGCCCACAUUGACCCUUUCCACAGCAUGACUCAAAACCAGGAGGAGGCCCACAGAGUCAGCCUCCGCAAACAGAAACUCCAGCAGCUGGAGGAUGAGUUCUAUACCUUUGUUGAGCCUGUGGAAGUGGCUAAAGUACUGCAGCUUCCAGAGGAGUCAGUGGAAUUCGUUUACCAGUACUGGAAGCUGAAAAGAAAAGCCAACUUCAACAAGCCUUUGAUUACUCCAAAGAAGGAUGAAGAGGACAAUCUGGCCAAACGAGAACAGGAUGUUCUGUUCAGAAGACUGCAGCUCUUCACACACCUCCGGCAGGAUCUAGAGCGGGUGCGUAAUCUCACCUACAUGGUGACCCGAAGGGAAAAAAUCAAGAGAUCUGUUUGCAAAGUUCAAGAACAGAUUUUUAAUACUUACGCAAAGCAGCUGGAACAAGAAAGAGUUUCAGGUGUGCCUUCCUCAUUCUCCUCCAUGGACAAUACAGUGCUGUUCAACAGUCCAUCUUUGGGCCCCAGUGCCCCUAAGAUAGAGGAUCUGAAAUGGCAUUCUGCAUUCUUCAGGAAACAGAUGGGCACAUCCCUAACUCAUUCCUUGAAAAAGUCACACAAGAGGGACAGAGUAAGGGAGAGCUUGGGGAAUGACAGCAAAGCCAUUCUGAGGCAGCCCAGCCAAAAAGAGGGCAGUGCAGCUCCAGGGAGCUUUUUACAUUUUGACAAGACCUGUGCAGAAACGCGGAUUGCAUCAGCACAGCAGAAAAAUGCCAUAGUUAUACCAGACCAUAGAAAAAGCCAAGACAAUCGUCCACAGUGUGAGGUGACCAAGGCAGAACUAAAAGAAAAGACUUCUAAACACAACCACAAACCACUGAGACCUACAGAACUCUCUCAGAGGCAAUCAGAAAAUAAAAGGGCUGUGAACCACUCCAGUGGUAGGUCAGCACCUGGCAUGCGGAGGGAUAUAGUGCCUAAAUGCAACGGGGGUCUUGUGAAAGUAAACUCUAACCAGACAGCUGCAGUUCAAGUGCCUAUGACACCCACGAGCCCAGUGAAAAACUGGGGUGGAUUCCGAAUUCCAAAGAAGGGGGAAAGGCAACAGCAGGGUGAGAGCCUAGAGGAGACCUGCCGCCAGAGCUCCAGCUACCCCUGCUUGGGCAGAGUUUCCCCGAAGGACAGAGCAAAAAGCAAGCUCAAGCCCGACAGUGAGAAUGAUGGGUAUAUCCCUGAUGCCGAAAUGAGUGACUCAGAGACUGAAGUGGCUGAAAAGAAGUGCCGGCAGCAGAGGCUCAGUCCAAACAACACUAUGAGCAGAAGGACAGACAUUAUCAGGAGAAGCAUUCUGGCAUCCUGACUGGACACAGGGACACAGAGUCACUGCCUACAAGCCAACUCCAUAUUAUUUAUUGAUUUUUGAAAAAGAAGAA